GACCAUUUUUACGUCUUUAAUCUUCGUGGUUAAAUGACUACAUUACAGUGGUUAAGACGUAUUCUCGGGGAACCGUGUGUGUUUUUUGGGAUACUGAGGAAGAACAUGGGAGAGAUGUGUAUUUUCUCACGAGGCUGUCGACGUCCUCAUUACGCACUGCGAUUUAAAUAGUGCAUCAUCCUGUGUAGCGUGUGACAUUUACGAGAAUCGAGAUCACGACUUGCACCGCACCGGCCAGCACCUGAUCCAGCACUCUUGAGAGUUCACCUGGCUCCGAGUCGGACACGGGAAUGCUUCAGCAGAACAACAACAACAACUACCCAUGCCUGGACCGCGCAGUCCUCCAGGACAGGGGCAAGAGCGGCGUGCCGUUUGCCGGCCCGCUGGACUUUGGCGACAUGUCGCUCAUCAAGACCCUGCGGGCGUGGGCCCGAAGCGGCUUGAGUGCCAAGGCGAGGGGUGGCACUGCCCCUUUGCAUCAUCACCUCGCCAAAUCGUGCCAACCAAGCAGCGGGUCAGAUCAAGGGGCUCCAGGGGCUGCCCUCAGCAUCAGGCCCGCCGCGAGCGGCUCCGUGAGAGGGGCCGUUGGGGGAGGCGGGCAAGCGGGCCUGGGCGCGCUGGUUACCGUGGCGACGCUGAAGGCCUCUGAGGGUGGGCGCCAGACGCAGACGCGUUGCCUCCUCCUGAAGGCCGAGGGCCGGAACUACGUGUGUGCCGUCAGUGGUGCCAACCGGGGCGGCCCGACACCCCCGUCCCGCGCCACCCUGGUGGGCAGCUGGUUGCGAGAGACCGUGGUCGGGUCCAGAGACGCCACGGGAGCGAAGAGCGCGGCUCAGAGCGGGCAGUGCGACGGAGAGGUGUUUCGCGUGAAGCCCAGGCCGGCGAAGAAGUGGCGGAAGCUGAGCAACUCGCCCGCCGCGAUCGCCACGAACGCCGACACGGCUCAGAGCGAGAAGGACUGUGAUGGCAGCCCUCACGAGCUGGAGGAGACCCAGCCGCAGCAGCAGCAGCAGCAGCAGCAUGGGGCCAAGAGAAACUGUGUGAGCGCCCGGCUCAACAUUCACGGGAGGAAAGCCAGAGGGUCGGCUCAAAGGGGGAGCGGGCGGACGAGCGACAGGAGAGGGGCGGCGAGGACGGCGUCCAAGCAGGACGGUUCGCACGACGCCGUCGCGCAGGCGAAGGAGAACGUGGACAUCAUUAACGUCCCCCGUGCCGAGCACUGCUCCCGAACGGUAAGAGCCGACCUGAAGAAGACCUGGACGGACUGCACCACGGCUGGAUCUGAGUCUAAAGGGGAGGCCAACAGAGUUGUCACUGAGCCCCGUUGCCAAAUCAGCCAUCUGAAUGAAUCCCCAGACAAAGAGGAGAAAGAGAUCUCUCUUCACAUCAACAGCUUAGGAGAAGCAGAGGAAGAGGCUACCGUGUCCCUGGACAGAACUGGCAACACAGCGUGUAGCGUGACGGAGACACGUGAGAUGACAAAACAGAGAGUGGAAGAACCUACGGAGGAGUCUCUGCCCAGUAGAUGGGUCAGCAACCUCAGUCCUGGAAGACGCUGCUGCACUGAGUUGGGCCUGGAGAAACAACACUGCUGUUGUAAGGAUGAAGACACGGGUUUUACAAACAGCAAAGACCUGCCCCAACCGGAGCCCUCCGAUAAAACAGACCAAGAGGAAUUAGAGGCUCUCAAUAGGCUGGCGUUGUUAGAUAUAAACCCCCCUUAUGGAUGUGUGUGUGUGGAAAGGGACUCUAGAGGAGGAGACAAAGUAGAUGGCAGAGUUGAGAAUGGCCCUAAAUCAAAUCUUCUCAGCGAGUCUCCGCAGACGGAGACGGAGACGGAGACGGAGAGGGAGCAGGCACCGCAGGGGCUGGGAGAAGGAGGAGGAGGAGGAGGAGGAGGUGGCGGCGGGGAACAGCAGGACUUGGGGAUUAGAUCAGCCGAUAACAAUCCCCCUUGGACAGCUCCCACGGCGAGCAACACAGCCAGGACCGGCGCCGAUCCCGCUGUGAGAGCCCCCUCCACCGCCGAAAUCACCACCACCACCACUGCUGCUACCGCUACCGCUACCGCCGCCACCAUCACACAUGCUCCCCCUAAUCCUGCCCCCCCGGGAGCCAUGGCAACAGGCCUCCCAGGCCCGAGGAGGGAGAAGGCGGAGGCCGAAGGUGGGGCGAGCGAGGCCAGAGAGGCCGAGGUCAGCGCAGCGGCUGAGCCGCAGAGUGAGGGGCAGCCGAGGGAGCCAAGCGCGCCGGAGACCCACGCAACCACCACAGUGGACACAGACGGCCAGAGCCUCGGAGGAGGAGGAGGAGGAGGAGGAGGAGGAAGAGGGGGAGAGUGGGAGGGUGAAGAGGAGGAGGAGGAUGAGUUCGGAGGGUUCAUGCAGGCAGGCGAGGCCCCGGUCUGGGAGGACGGCUUCGCUGAGUUCCACCAAGUGCCUUGUGGGAAAGUGGAGGUUUCUGACAAAGGUAACGUGUCAUCCUGGCAAUCUGAUUGGACAGCAAGCUCAUUCCACCAAUCAGACGUCUCUUGGGCCGCCUUCAGCCAAGACCAAGAUAGCCAGGGCGGCGUUGACGAGAUAGCAUCUGGACAAUGGUGGCCGCAGACAGUCAUGGAGGACGAGGGAGAUGAUCUUAAUGCACCAAGGGUGUUUCUAGAGGCCUUCCCACCUGUGCCGAGCACGACCUUUGACCUCAAUGGAAUUCCAACACUGAAACAGCUCCUGCAGGGGGCUGCGGAACAGAACAGAGCCUCUGAGGAUUAUGGGGAGACAAGCCUGCUGGAAGGCUUCCAGGACUUGAACAAGAUGUUUGGCCUGAAGCACAAACGGACUGAAUCUCCUUCCUGGAAGCGCCUGCUGACAUCUCUGCAGGUGGAUUCCCGUCGUUCAACCCAUCUGAAGGACCUGCCUCAAGGUCAUGACCUCAGCACUGGGCAUCCUGUGGUCAGCCUCCAAGUCCCACUGACCAGCAAGAGGAGGCUCUCAUACGACCUGAACAGGAACCUUCUGCCGUGAAUUCCCACAACGCACCUCUGCCUGACGCCCUCUCUCCGUCUUUCUCUCUCUCUCUCCAUCUCUCUUUCUCUCUCUCCCUCUCUCUAUUGCGGCGAGAUCUCCUCAACCAAAACAACUUAUGAUGCAAGACAGACAAAAAACAAAAAAUGUUGAGAGGUUCCAUUUGUUUUGUUUGGUUGGUUUUACUGGGCUCAUAACUAUUUUAAUUUGGGGUUCUUGAUCCUUUUUGUUCCAUAGUCCUUAUAGUCAUCUCUCACUAAUAAUGUCCAAUCCUACAGUGUGACUGUACUGUA
Molecule: messenger RNA, 3310 nt
Organism: Sardina pilchardus (European sardine)
Lineage: Eukaryota; Metazoa; Chordata; Actinopteri; Clupeiformes; Clupeidae
Exons: 7
Coding region: 291-3017 (908 amino acids)
Source: RefSeq, a predicted model, not a curated record